AUGAAGCCAGGCGACGAUGCUCCUGAUUACUACGAAGCGAACCAGAAUUGGCCCCUCCAAGGUGGCGGUGCCCAGUCUGCUGACAUGCGUUCCGAGUUCUCCUACACUGUAGGAGGACCUUUAGUGAAGGUCCCCACAAGCACAGUCGAAAGAUGGCCGAGGAGAAGGCGCGCAGGCAUCGACGUCAUGCCCGAAUUCAUGAGCUUGCUUACAAAGCUCUCCGCCGAAAGCACACCCCAGCCUGAAGCCGCCACGGCGAAGCUGGAAUCCCAAUCCAGCAUCUCCGCCAACUCCCAGCGCCAUGCGCAGUUGGAAGAAGCUACCAAUGCGAAGUACAAGGCGGAGGCUACCCAAGCAUACCCCGCCACGACAUUGUACACGCAGUUUGUAGCCGAUGGUGAUUCUCGCUGCUACGCCGGCCGGGUCAAAGGGUCCAGAUCUUAUAUAUUCGCAGUGAGACUCUUCUCGUUCAGCCAGAGCCCGGAACCCACGCGCAAACGCUACUAG
Anthostomella pinea is the source of this 507-nucleotide messenger RNA. The record is from the annotation of a GenBank genome assembly. NCBI's taxonomy places the organism in Eukaryota, Fungi, Ascomycota, Sordariomycetes, Xylariales, Xylariaceae.